CUUCUUCUCUUCUUUGUUAAUGGCGAGGAGCUGGCUUGUUGACAAUAAAGCAUUAGCAAAGAAAGUAAAAAAUGCUUCUUUCUCUUCUUCCAUUGAAAUCACUGAUUGUGGGGAAAAUCGUGAAUGCCCCAACUGCCAUUACCGUAUUGAUAACAGUGAUGUUUUUCCUCAAUGGCCUGGUCUUCCUGUAGGAGUGAAAUUUGAUCCUUCUGAUGCAGAGCUUUUAGAUCAUUUGGCAGCUAAGUGCGGUUUCAGAGACUCAAAACAACAUCUGCUUAUCGAUGAGUUCAUUCUGACGCUGGAGGAAUGUCAAGGGAUUUGCUACACUCAUCCUGAAAAUCUUCCAGGUGCAAAGAAGGAAGUAAGUAGUAUCCACUUCUUUCAUCGAACGAUUAAUGCAUAUGCAACUGGUCAACGAAAGCGCCGUAAAAUCCACAGUCAAGAUGACACGAACGAGGAGCAUGUUCGUUGGCAUAAGACAGGGAAGACCAAACCUGUUAUAGAAAAUGGAGUUCAUAAGGGGUGGAAGAAGAUCAUGGUUCUCUAUAAAAGUUCGAAGAAAGGGUGCAAACCCGAAAAGUCGAAUUGGGUGAUGCAUCAGUACCAUCUUGGGGAUGAUGAAGACGAGCAUGAUGGGGAAUAUGUGGUUUCAAAGAUCUCCUAUCAAAAGCCGAAACAAACUGAGAAGAAAGAUGACAGCCUGAUCCCGGAUAACUUGAUGAUUCGUGCUAGUCCAAUGACCCCUAAAACAAUUAUUCCUAAUCCACCUAGGCCAUAUAAGUCAGUGCUAUAUGAUGACAUUAACGAAAAUACACACCAGCGAAAUUUUUAUGUUGAAGGAUCUCAUCUACCUAAGGAUUCUGUUCAAUGCAAGGAUAAUUCCGACUAUCCGGCGUGGUGGGCUGAGGAAUCUCAGGCUGUUGAAAAUUCCGAUUUUAAUGGCUUGGAUGAUUUUCUGCUAUGCAAUGAGCUUUUGGAUUCAUCUUCUCUGCAAACAAGUUCAGUUAAGAAUAGUCUCUCUAAUGUUAGCUGCACCGACGGUACAACCGAGACAAAAGGAAAUAAAGAUAUAGAUUCUGGAAUUUCCGAGCUCGAGAACUUGGAGUUCGAUACACCACCUGAUGUACCACUAGCUGAUCUACAAUUUGGCUCUCAGGACAGCUUUCUUUCAUGGCUAGACCGAUUAUGAAGAAUUAGUGCGAUGCAUAAUCUGCAACCCCGACGACAAAGUCCAAGUUUUGAGCUUGUCUAUCAUCUCUGAAGCUGUUUCCAUGUCGAGCACUUCACAGAGCUAGACAGUAUUCGUUUUGC
Molecule: messenger RNA, 1311 nt
Organism: Hibiscus syriacus
Lineage: Eukaryota; Viridiplantae; Streptophyta; Magnoliopsida; Malvales; Malvaceae
Product: SUPPRESSOR OF GAMMA RESPONSE 1-like
Exons: 6
Coding region: 20-1189 (389 amino acids)
Biological process (GO): regulation of DNA-templated transcription
Cellular component (GO): nucleus
Molecular function (GO): transcription cis-regulatory region binding; DNA-binding transcription factor activity
Source: RefSeq, a predicted model, not a curated record